CCACAGCCGUCCAGAGCCGUUUUAUUUAAAACCUAUAAAGGCAUUUCAUUUACCAGCAGUUGUGAUUUCUAUAUUAAAGCAGAGCAGGAUAUCUCCUAAUUAACAUUUACUAUAAGUUAUGCAACUGUCAGCAUAAUGAAAAACCAAGAGCAAGCUUCGGAAAUAAAACAGAAGAAUACAACUACAUCGGUAGACUCCGGACAGUCUGGUACAUUGGAGAAUAAAAGUAAUGCGAAUGAUUCUAAAAUAGAAAGCAUAGUUAAAGCUCAGAUUCUUUUUUUGCUGUCUACACUGCGUGAAGACCAGUAUGACGCGAAAUUAGAGCAAAUUCGGCAACUGAUUAACCACAACGCACCUGGGGUGUAUCAUCACUUUCUUCGUCGCCUUAUACAAAGCAAUUCGUACCGAAUUUUCGGUUCUGGUAAGUCGACGGGUGGUCUAGCAACAUACAAACUACUCCUUGAUGAAUUGAAGUCCUUGACAAAGUCGUGGAAGCUUGCAAGUAGGUUCAGUGAUGCUAUUUCGGGUGCGGAUUCAGAGGUGUUUGAAGAUUUCGACAUUGAGUCAUUCCUCCGGCAUUUUCAAUUUACUCUGCUUGAACGCGUUAAUCUAUUAAUUGGUCUCACAACUUCUCCAAAAAUCACAAUUGCUCGGAAGGCACUUGCCUUGUUGAAGGAUGACUUUGAUCCCUUGAUGAAACAACUUGCUGAUCCGUCUGCCUGUGGCUCUUUAGAGAAAGCGGAUUUGGAAACACUAAAAGAAGGCCUGUUCCCAGAAGGUCAAGAACGUAUACCUGUGGCACGGAUUGCCGAUUUCGAUGCGGUGGUAGAGAAGCGGAUGAUCAACUCCAAGCCUUUGGUUGCACUUUUCGGUACAAUGAAGCCAGCUAAGGCUACCCUGAAGACGAUGAAGGAAGCUAUAACGAAGAAAUACCAAACUACUGCCAUGACAGAGUCCGACGUAGUCUAUCUGCUGUGUUCGUUGGUUUCAAUAAGUGACUACGGGCAUUGGGAUACCUCUUUGAUUGGCAAGGCCAUUGCAUCGAGUUUUGAGAAACUUCACUGGGAAACAAUACUGCCAUUGUUCGACAACCCAAAAUUCAUGAUUACAGGUACCCCAAGUUUGUUACUCUUCUUCAGUGCUCUUCAAACUGGCUUCAAGGUUAGACAAAAACCAUUAACCCUGGAUUUCCUUUGGACGCUUUGGAAAAAUCCUCUUUCGCAGUUAUCGCUUAUAUCCCACAUCAUCCUUUCCUCCACUAGUGCAUUUGACAUCAACCAGUUCAAAAUAACCAAAAUUGUUCUUCCCGAUGAUGCCGAUGAUCUUGGCGAAGAACUCCGUAAAUACGCUCAAGUAUACGAAAAGAAUAAUUUGAAUUGCUUGGAAUUAGUUCAAAUUUUAAUGAGACUUCUCACGGAAGUGGUUACCUAUGAGACCUCGUUGUUCCUGAACUUUGUUAACCAAAAGUCUUCUGCGGAGCUCUUAUUACUUGGCACAGUACAGCUACCGCUCCCGUGGAACCCUAUUAUGGAAUCGCUUGCUUUCCAGUGGACUUCUGAGUUUUUUGUCAAGUACGACACUCAUAAAUUCGUAUUCCAUCGUCUUUCGAAAUUAAACCCACAAUUCUUAUCGGCAUUUCUUCGAAGCAUGUGGAUAAAAGACUCAUCUACGAUUUCAAACAUUUUAGACAUCUCUAAAGAGAUCGGAUUUACUUCGCAUCUUGUCUCGUUUCAGCCUAAUCGUCUAGCUUUGGAAGUUGCUGCUCUUUCUGCCGCCAGAGGCCUGCUGGAUUUUCAGGCAUGGUUGGAGAAAAAGUUAUCGGAAUUUCAAACUGCUGAUGAACUAAAUCAUUUCCUUGUGGACGUUCUUGAUCUGCUUAUGACGCGAACUGCUUUGGAGAAGGCUCAGUCGGAAUCUCCAGUGGUACUUCCUCCGAUAUCCAUUGAAACAAUUAACUUAUUGUUGACUACAUUGAUGGACAACGUCAGCAUCUCCGAGGAAGUUAGUGAACAUAUAAAAGAUGUCCAAAUUGCAUGUUUGCAAGUGUAUCCCAGACUAUUUAGUCUUGGCCAUGAACAUGAUGAUAUUGUCAUUGCUUCCAACAAAUCAAACUCCUUCGCAAGUGACAUUGAAGCGGAAGUUGAAUCUUACUAUCAAGGUCUCUAUGAAAAACGAAUUACCAUUGGUGAGAUUAUCCUAACUAUGCAGAAUUUAAAGAAGUCGAAGAAGGCGAGGGACUUCGAUGUUUUUGCCUGUCUGCAGCAUAGUCUUUUUGACGAGUAUCGCUUCUUCCCUGACUACCCCCUUGAAGCUCUGGCAUUAACAGCUGUACUGUUUGGAAGUCUCAUACAAUUUGAGCUUCUUUCUUUCGUUCCUCUAGGAGUUGCUCUUCGUUAUGUUUAUCAGGCUCUUCUCAUGCCUCCGGAAUCUAAGAUGUUUCGGUUCGGUAUGCAGGCACUGAUUCAGUUUCAAGAAAAGUUGCCGAAAUACAUCAAUUAUUGUAAUCUUAUUCUGGGAAUCCCUUCUUUGCAGUUGGUUAGUCCGGAUAUUUACGACUCUAUCAAGAAGUUGGUUGGUUCUAACUCUACUGAACCAGCUGCUUCAAAUGUUACUGCUGCAACGAAUCCCACUGCUCCGCCAUUGCCGAAAGCUCCUCCAGCUCAGCAAACUCCUGCUAUGCCCGCUCAUACAUUUGAGUCUAUCAAAACGCCUCAACUGCCGCCUUCUCCGGAUGGCGCUGAGGUACAGGAAAGUGUCCGUGACACUAUUCUUUUUGCUAUCAACAAUCUUUCGCAACUUAAUUUUGAAGAGAAGCUUAGGGAUUUGAAAAACAAUCUUAAAGCACCACUCAGAAGUUGGUUCUCACAUUAUAUUGUAACACAACGUGUUAGUCGUGAGGCUAAUUACUUAUCUCUUUACAGUAAGUUUCUUGAGGAACUCCAGGAUAAAGAACUGAAUCAGUUUGUCUUCUGUCACACCCUGCAAACGGUUCUUGACUUGCUCCAAGUUAAUAAGGUACUUUCGCCAUCAGAAAAAACAGCUCUUAAAAACUUGGGUUCCUGGCUUGGAAAUAUUACGUUAGCAAGAGAUAAGCCAAUUCGUCUCACUCACAUCUCUUUCAAAAAAUUACUACUGGAAGGUGUUGAUUAUGGAAAAAUUGAUAGGGUUCUUCCAUUUGUCUGUAAGGUGCUUGAGAAGGCUAAAGAAUCUACUGUGUUUAAACCUCCGAACCCUUGGCUUUUAGGUAUUAUUCAGUUGCUUGUCGAGCUUUACCACUUUGCUGAGUUUAAGCUCAAUUUAAAAUUUGAGAUUGAAAUUUUGCUUAAGAACAUGGACAUUCCUAUGGAAUCAAUUGAACCAAGUGAUUUGUAUCGCAAGCAUCUCGUGCAAAAGAAUUAUUCUACAAAGGAAACGCCCACGGAAUCCUAUGAACAAGCAGCGCUUAAGACCGAUGCAGACGUUAUCGCACAGUUUAUUACUGCUGCAGCCUCGCAUAUUGUCAUUAGUGACGCCGCUGCUCAAAUUCUCGGAAAACCAAAGGCUGCUUUACGCGAGCUUAUGCAACUUAUAAUUCAACACUCUGUUCUUGAAAUCAUAACAGCUGUUGUUCGUCGAUCUGUUGCUAUAGCCUCUAUUGCCACUAAGUCUCUCGUACAGAAGGAUUUUGCUACUGAACCCAGUGCACCAAGAGUUUUGUCAGCUGCUCGUCAGAUGGCCAAGGUCUUGACUGGUAGCUUGGCGAUGGUAACUUGUCGUGAGCCUGUACAAAUACUUAUGGUAAACAACCUUCGUUCUCUCGUGUUACAAAACUCUGAAGUCGUCCCUAAUGCCGUUGCUCAGGCUAUUGAAGAACUAGUCAACCAGAAUCUCUUCCUUGUUGGAUCCAUCAUUGAAAGCAUUGCUGCUGAAACCGCGUUUGCCGAAAUUGAUCAAGAGGUUGCACCUAUGAUAAUGGAGCGCAUCCGUUAUCGCGAAGCCGGACUUAACGAGCCCUUCUUGGAUCGUGCUGGCGCGCUUAAUCUCCAACUUAAUUUGCCCGGAAUCUUAAAGCUUUCAUCUCCCCUUACGCCUCAACAGUACGCCCUUUAUGAGUCAUUUGAUCGUCUCAGUAUGUCAACGUUAAUGAGUAAUACGGGCUCUUUCGCAACUCCAACUACCGAGUCUCGUCGUGAAAGCACUGACAGUGUUGGAAAUGCCUAUGCUUCCUCGCUUGAGGCAGAGCUUACAAAUGCAGCACUGGCUUAUGCACGUAAGCUUUUGGUUAUUAUGGGUCAAAUUGGGCAAUUGGCAACUCAAUAUCCUUUUACGUCCAUGCAAGAAGUUCCGGCGGAUCACAAGUUCCACGAACUUAUCCAUCAAUUCCUUACCGGUGUUGCUUCGCUUGAACAACCAAUUGCUGAUAAUGUUUUGUUAUUGUGUGCUCAAGAGUGCUGCCGCGUUUUGUUGACGCAUAAUGAAUCGCCAUUCUUGUUAGAAGUUUUCACUGCCAUCCUUGAAUACUUAUGUCAAGCCUCAACGAAGGCGAGUAUUAAUGUUUCUCUUUACUGGAAUUUCUCUACCGAUUCGGAGAAGCUCAACUUGCCAGUGAUUCUUAGUCUUAUUCGUUUUGGCAUCCUCACCUCAGGCGAGGUGGACUAUGAUCUUGCACGUGGCAUUAGAAGUGAACAAGGUAAUGGCCCUUUUACGAAUUUUGCUAUUCGUUUCUUAAUGACUGUUGUCGGUGGUGAAAAUCCUAUGGCAUUGCCAGGUAAUUUUAUGAGUUCUAUUCGUGCUUUGUAUGAUGCUCAAGGAUCAUUCGUUGAUGAAGUUAAAAAUGACUACGGGGAUCUUUUGCGCUCUAUGAACAGCAGUGUUGCAACUGCUGCUGAGGUCAAAAAAUCUAUUGCUGGAGAUAAGCAGCUUAAUGACCAGAUCAUCAUUGUUUUUGUAUCAUGGGUCCACCUCAUCCGUAACGUUGGUGCCGAUGAGACAACAAAGGCUGCCUUCGUUUAUCAAUUGCACAAGCAGGGAAUAUUGUCUGAUCCCGAAUUGAGCUUACAGUUCUUCCGUUGCAACUUGGAAGCUGUUUUGGCCGCCUUUUUGGAGGCGGCUUCCGUGAAUGUACCUGACUACUGCAAUGUUGACGCAUAUGCUCUUCUUUUAAUCACUGUUCUGAAGUACACGGAAGCAAGUGUCAACUCAAAGGAAUCGGCAUCGAGUAAGGUGGUUCUUUUCAAAAAGGUGAUGGCAAUCGUUAUUGGUGUGUUCGCGCAAAUGCAUAACUCAAUGUCGGAAUUUGUUCACCAAAAAACAUUUUUCCGCCUAUUCUCUAGUAUUCUUUGUUUAUUGGAUGAAAAUAAGCAGUACUUUUCUGCAUGUAACAAUGAGUUGCUCAGUGUCUUCUCUGAAGUGGUUCUGGCCAUUCAACCUACCACGUUCCCCGCGUUUUCAUUCGCUUGGCUUGGUCUGAUUUCGCAUCGCUGCUUCAUGCCUAGAUUGUUACUAUCUCAGAAGCGUAAGCUUGAGGAGUUGUACAGUGAUAUUCUGAUUUCAUUCUUGAGUUUCCUUGGUGAGCAAUUGGAAAAACCCAUCCGUCCUCAAAACAAGCUUCUUUACAAUGGUUUCUUGCGGAUUAUGCUUGUUUUGUUGCAUGAUUUCCCUGCCUUCUUAACCAAGUACUGUUUCGAGGUAGUUAGUUUCGUUCCUCCUGCGUGCACUCAACUUCGAAACAUGAUUCUUAGUGCAUUCCCAAGUGAACUCCAGUUGCCAGAUCCUUUUGCCCAAGGACUUAAGGUUGGUAGACUACCUGAUAUAUCUCGUGCACCAGCAAUGUCUGCCAGAUUGGUAGACCAAAUCCAGACAUUUAGCCAAGCAAACGAGCUGACUCAAGCAUUCUCAGCUACCCGUCCUAUGGAUGCUGCUCGCAAGCUUCUCCGUUCUCUCACUGCAGUGCCCAAUGUGAAAAAGAUUUGUGAGUGGACGAACUUGUUUGUUCUGUCUUUCAUCACGCAUUCUUUGCGUGAUCAGUCUGCGGAUCACCCCCCUCAGUUUCAGCCUAAAUCGACUGAGUGUGCCUUACUCACUGCCUUAAUUCGUGAAAGCAACCAACAAUACCGCUACUAUCUUCUUUCGGCUUUGGUUAACCAGCUCCGCUAUCCUAGUAGUCAUACCUAUUUUGCAAGCUGCUGUUUCCUUUACCUGUUUAAGAGUUCAUCAAACCUGCCGAACGAGCUUGUGAUUAAAGAACAAAUGACGACUAUUCUUCUGGAACGUAUAAUAUGCAACCGUCCUCAUCCUUGGGGUCUGUUGAUUACUUUCACAGAGCUCUUAAAAAACAACGACUACAACUUCUGGACUCAUCCGUAUAUCAAACGGAAUGAUGAGAUUCGUGGUCUAUUUGAUAGUCUCUAUGAACAUAUCCGCACACCUGCGAAUGCCAUUGCGACUCCUACCCCCGUCGAAGAGGCCAAAUAAGUAAUGGCCAUCCAUUCUUUCGCUCAAAACUAUUUUAUGAAUCAUGCGACCGAUAACUCCUAAUGCGACUCCGCUACCUAUUUCUCCUUUUUAGAUUUUGUCUUGUACAUAGUUUCAGGCUUUUGUUUCCUUCAUCUAAGUGCCGUCUUUACGAAUAAAUAACACUACAUUGGCUUUUACGCUCACAUUCGAAGAGCUAUCGCUUGUAUUACCCCU
Molecule: messenger RNA, 6669 nt
Organism: Schizosaccharomyces japonicus yFS275
Lineage: Eukaryota; Fungi; Ascomycota; Schizosaccharomycetes; Schizosaccharomycetales; Schizosaccharomycetaceae
Product: CCR4-Not complex subunit Not1
Exons: 3
Coding region: 136-6453 (2105 amino acids)
Biological process (GO): nuclear-transcribed mRNA poly(A) tail shortening; negative regulation of translation
Cellular component (GO): CCR4-NOT complex; CCR4-NOT core complex; nucleus
Source: RefSeq, a predicted model, not a curated record